This is a messenger RNA of Plectropomus leopardus (leopard coralgrouper), 880 nucleotides long. RefSeq names its product dynein light chain Tctex-type 3-like. Gene Ontology annotation, biological process: microtubule-based movement. Gene Ontology annotation, molecular function: dynein intermediate chain binding. Lineage: Eukaryota; Metazoa; Chordata; Actinopteri; Perciformes; Serranidae. Gene Ontology annotation, cellular component: cytoplasmic dynein complex; cytoplasm. The record is from RefSeq and is a predicted model, not a curated record.
CCACGGCUGAAGGAAGACGCUAACGGCCACUUCUCACGUCUCAGCGCCCGCAGGAAGUCCGGACCAGCUCCGUUUUAUUCUCCAACAAAAUCCGCAUUUUCUUCCAUUUUCACCGAAAAAAACAAAGACUGCGGACACUUUGGACCGGCGACACACGACAGGGAUGGAGGAGUAUCAUAACGGCAGCGAGGGCUCCUUUAACUCUGAAGAAGCUGAAAACACCGUCAAAGAGUGUAUUGAGAAUGUGGUGGGCAGUGACGACUACAGCCAGGCUCAGGUGAACAAAUGGACGGCGAGCAUCGUGGAGCGCUGCCUCACACAGCUGGUCAAACAGGGGAAACCCUACAAAUACAUCGUGACGUGCGCUGUGAUGCAGAAAACAGGAGCGGGCCUCCACACAGCAAACUCCUGCUACUGGGACACCGCCAUGGACGGAAGCUGCACCGUCAGAUGGGAAAACCGCACCAUGUACUGUGUGGUCAGUGUGUUUGCUGUUGCCAUCGUAUAAAAAAAAACCACACACACACACGCGCACACACACACAAAUGACCACCAGUUGGAGCACCGGGCGCAUCUUGUCCCUGCGGACAGCAGGGGGCCACAGAGCGCCACAUGUGGAAACCUCUCUGCCUACAGACGCAUGAAAACAUCAUAAUUAUAAACAUCAUGAUUAUAAUGUAUUUAUCUUCUCAUGUCACUGCAGUGCUUUAAUCGUGUCACAGCUCGUUGUGUCACCAACCGAUGCCUCGCAGCAUGCAGCAGCUCUUAUUCUUCUUCUGUGGUUAUUAUGUGUGUCAUGUCAAAGAGAGAGAAAGAGAUAGAGAGGAUUUUUGUACUCAGAGCUAAAUGGAAAUAAACAUGAAGACAUUUAUGAGCAAAA